AUGCCGGUAACGCCACGAGGAGCGGAAUCGUACGAGCAGGAGCACGUGCACAGCGUCUACGAGACCAUCGCUCCGCACUUCUCAGCGACGCGGUACAAGCCCUGGCCGGUCAUCGCGUCCUUUCUGGAAUCGCUGGCCCCCGGGUCCGUGGGCGUGGACGUUGGGUGUGGCAACGGCAAGUAUCUGGCCGUCAACCCCAAAGUCCACAUCAUCGGCUCGGACAGGAGCGCCAACCUCGUGCGCAUCGCCAGAGACCACGGCGGCGACCGCAAAUGCGACGUCGCUGUGGCUGAUGGCUUGUCGCUCCCGUUCCCCGAGGGAAAAGCAGAUUUCGCCAUCUGUGUUGCGGUCCUGCAUCACAUGUCUACAAGGCAAAGGAGGCAGGAUGGCGUGAAGGCACUCCUGGACUGCGUCCGCCCCGGCUCCGGGAAGAUCCUGGUCUACGUAUGGGCCCUGGAACAGGCGAAUAGCAGGCGAGGGUGGGAUGAGGGCGCGGCCCAGGAUCAAAUGGUCCCGUGGGUAUUCAAGAGCAAAACGAAGCCUGCCGAAGGAGGCGAUGGUGAUACCACGUAUCUGCGGUAUUAUCACCUAUACCGUAAGGGAGAGCUGGAAGAGGACGUGGUCGCUGCGGGCGGUAAGGUCAUUGAUAGCGGCUACGACAAGGACAACUGGUGGGCUAUAUCAAGCCGAGUAUAGCAAUAAAAGGUCUCAUUCUAUGGCAUUUG
Truncatella angustata is the source of this 725-nucleotide messenger RNA. RefSeq names its product S-adenosyl-L-methionine-dependent methyltransferase. The coding region runs from base 1 to 696 and encodes 231 amino acids. Gene Ontology annotation, molecular function: S-adenosylmethionine-dependent methyltransferase activity; tRNA binding. The record is from RefSeq and is a predicted model, not a curated record. Gene Ontology annotation, cellular component: nucleus; cytoplasm. Gene Ontology annotation, biological process: tRNA wobble uridine modification. NCBI's taxonomy places the organism in Eukaryota, Fungi, Ascomycota, Sordariomycetes, Amphisphaeriales, Sporocadaceae. The transcript has 2 exons.